Mytilus californianus (California mussel) is the source of this 2022-nucleotide messenger RNA. RefSeq lists its product as uncharacterized. The transcript has 4 exons. NCBI's taxonomy places the organism in Eukaryota, Metazoa, Mollusca, Bivalvia, Mytilida, Mytilidae. The coding region runs from base 107 to 427 and encodes 106 amino acids. The record is from RefSeq and is a predicted model, not a curated record.
UACAUCGCUGACUCAAACAAAUCUGAUAAUUAUAAUUGCCAGUGGAUGUAUUGGAUUCAUUUGUUUGGUUUUAGUAGUUACCGUUCUUAUUUGUAAGCGGGGAAAUAUGAAGUAUAAAACAAACUCAGGUAAUAAUCAACAUCAGAAUCGCGACAGAGAUUAUAACGAUUUGGAUCCAAAUAGACAGGAAAUGCAUGUCUAUAACACUACACAAAACAAAGAUUAUGACGAUUUGGAUCCAAAUAGACAGGAGAUGCAUGUCUAUAACACUACACAAAACAAAGAUUACGACGAUUUGGAUCCAAAUAGACAGGAGAUGCAUGUGUAUAACACUACACAAAACAAAGAUUAUGACGAUUUGGAUCCAAAUAGACAGGAAAUGCAUGUAUAUAACACUACACAAGACAAAGAUUAUGACUAUAUUUGAAUCCAAAUAGACAAGAGAUGCAUGUAUAUACCACUACACAAUGAUUAUAGUCAUUAUACGACGAUACUUACUUUCAACCAAUACCGUAGAUUCAUGCAUUUUAUAUAGAGUACCAAUUUUCGUUGAUCAAGGAAAGAUUGUAUGUGUGUGGAUACUUGAUUUUGUGGUUUGUCAAAGUUUGCACACAAGCUUAUAGGGAAUAGUAUUUCGAUGAACACUUGAACGCGUGGUUCACCUUUCCCCACGCAAUCCAUGAUAAUUGGUACUCCAGGAAUAAAAAUGAUUCCAUAGUAAUUGGAAACUCUUUGAAAUAAUGCGUAAUUUUCCUGAUGGUGUACAAGAAAUGUCACGAGUUUUCAUACCUUUAGUAGAUGCAAAUUUUGUUUUAUUGCGUAACACAAGGAACAGGUAAUUAUCAGUUCUGAUAUUUUAAUUCAUACUGGAGGAGAUACAUCUUUGCAGAAGCUACAAUUUUACCUUUUGAAUCUGUCUAUCUGUAUGUACACAAUAUGUCCUUUAAAUUUAUAAUGUCUUGUUUCCAGAAAUUUUAGUAAUGCUCUUUCUUCGUUUACUGGUAAAUUAAAGUGAUUUGUCACUCAGAGAACAAUACAUUUUGAUUGGAUACUUACAUAGGAUCAGAAAAAAAAACAAAUAACGCAACGUUUUAAUCCAUUCGCCCCUAAUCCCGCCUGUAGUCGUAAUUGCAAUAGCCAUUCAUUCAUAGCCCACAUGAACCUCCGUACCUUUUUAGAACUGCCAUUGCUGAACUGUGUUGACAACAGGGACUUCAAUCUUGCAAUUCAUAGUCCAUAAACUCUUUAUAGAUGAGUAAAUGAGUUUAAGAAAAUAUGACAACCUUAAUGCCUUUAUGGAGAAAAAAAUAAAAUGCUAUGAAAACGGAUAUUUGACAUGCAUGACUUGCCAUUAAUAAUUCCCGAGUAAGACAAUGAAGUAAUAUUGACUUCCAGUCAACAAAGAUGUAUUGCUUUAACUACAAAGUAAUAGUUAAAUGACAAAAGAAACAUAGUUUUGUCAAUGUUCUCCUCUGAAGGUCGUAUUAAAAUCGAAAUAUAGACAGAAAUUGGCACAAUAUUCAGCUUGGAAAGGUUUGCACCCAUUCGCCCAUCUGUCGCCUCCCAAUUUCUUAUUGGUUAAUUUAUAAUGAUAGUUUUUAUCCCAAAUCUAUUCAAUUGUGAAUUAUUAUAUGAUUUAUAUUCCAAUUUGUAUCAGCUUCAUUUGGUAAUUUUCCUUCAGGAAGUCAACAUAAAAUACACAAUUUCACAUAUUACCAUACAACAUAGUUUUUAGUUCUUGUCAAAAUCUAUGUUUGAGCAUAGAAAUGGGGGUAAUUACGUAAUGAUUUGUAAAUAAUAACUGUAUGUAGUCCUGCACGAUAAUAUACUAGUAGUGUGCUUAAAAUUUAGAAAUAAAAGCGUCGUUUGAAAUGAUGAUAUUAAAUAAGUCGUGUGUAUUUACAUUGUUUAUGCAUAGCAAUGAUCUCAUAUCGAAAUAAAACUGAUGUUUCUAACGUGCAUAUUUCAUUUACUGCAUCAUAUGCAACAUUAUCACGUUGUAUAAAGGGUUUAUGAAAAAUG